AUGAAGCCGUCGCCGAACCAAUCUGCCUCCGCUGCUGCGUACCGAUCUCAAGCGGCGCCGCAUCUUGUCGACGAUGGCAUCUCCUUGAGCAGAACUGUCUCGCACAACGAUUCUAUUCUCCCCGCCGUCCCUCAACAAACCUCUGCCGGUAUACCGCACUCCUCUUCCUCGACAUACAAGGGCCGUCGCACAAGCGACCUGGCAAACUACCGUCGUGACCUUGCCGUUCUUGAUCUCUCUCGUGUGCCACAAAUACAGCAACAGCCCCCCACAGCAACUGUGGCAUCCCAUGUCGCUCCAUGGAUGACCGGCAAUGGCUCUCCCUCGCAGGCCAAUGCUCCUGGCGCCGGGAGCUUCUACAACGAUUCGAGCGACACCCAGUCCAUAACAUCGCAGAUGUCGCCGGUCGGUCUGGCCCCCGCGUCCCGCUCCGGCCCGCUCGCUAGCACGUAUGAAUCGCCAGAUGCCUCCUUCUAUGAUGGCCGCCGCCCGUCCGUUGCAAGCAUUGCCACUGCAAGCAGUGGGGGUUCAAAGGCGAGCAUGUCGCGAGGAGGCUUUCGGAAGCUUCAAGGAUUCUUCGGCGAGGAAUUUCCAGGACGAGAUAGCUCGGAGAUCAGCCUGCCCGGGUCGCUCCCAAGCAAGGACCAGCAUUCUCGGUCUUAUAGCCACAGCCGGCCUUCGCAUCGUGACCGCAAGCAGUCGAAUGCUACAGAUUACACGAGGGAUGCUUCUCCGUCAUCGUCUAGGCCAAGAACACCCGUCCCUGCCGCCCCAGAGGUUGUUCCCUUCCUCUAUCAGGACAACACGGAUAUUGCGCGGUUUGGUGAAGCACCUGUCCGGACAAGCUUGACUGGGCCCGACCGAGAUCGUUAUGUAUCUGAUGCCUCGUCGCAACACCCGCCCAAGUCCUCUUCCUCCUCUCGACCUAAUCACUCCAUUGUACACUUACCCGGGCAUCAUCGCCAUAAUAGGAGCCAUGACGAGACUCGAUCUCUGAGACCAACUGUUAGCCGCGAAGAUUCUGUGUGGAGUGGCCAAUACCCACCCUCACGGGAGCGGGGUGCACAACCCGGCGGAAUGUUGAACGCACGCUCAAGAGCCCAGAGCCCGACCCCUAGUGUUAACAGUGUUCCAGCCCCAGGUUCAAGAUCUGGCCAUGGCGAGGACCAGUCAUCUCCUGGCCACAAUGGAAAGCUCGGCAUAUUUGGCCGGCUGCGUUGGCAUCACAACCACAGCCAAAGGGAAAAGGAGGAGUCCACCAGUGCCUUAUCCCGGUUGAAGAACCUUCCUCAGUCUACCAGAUCCUUGCAGCCUAAGCACUCGAGGGCUGAUCUCCAUCGAAGAGAUAUCUCGCCUUCGCCUCUGCCAGGUGCUUCUAAUCCCGAUUUCGAGGCUCCUGAACCACCCCGAAACCCAACCCCGCGUGGUACUACUUUCAACAACAAAUUCCCCUUCUCCAAGAAGAACCGUGGCCGUAAUCAACAGUACUCGGAAGAAGAUAUUGGCCCGACGGACAGGCGGGAAUCAGAGCACAUGUACCACUUGGAUACGAAUCUGAAUGACAUGGAGGGGAUUUUGACGCGAGCCCCAGCGCUACCCCCCAUGGAUGUGACCUUCUCGAGCAAUGCUGAUCCCGAGCGUCGGGAAUCCAUUGUAUCUCCUGCGCCAAAAGGUAGAUGGGAUGCUCCCGACAGUUGGGCGGUGCGUCGAAACACCGACGAUAAUACGUUUCAUGGCCCAGAGAUGGAUGAGAUUCAAGCCACACCACGCCCCGAUGAGAAGAAGACGCCAUAUUGUAUACGAAUAUUCCGUUCAGAUGGGACUUUCUCGACGCACUCCAUGUCGCUGGACGCAAGUGUGGCAGACGUAAUAUCGCAGGUUGUUAAGAAGACGUACGUCGUCGAUGGCCUCGACAAUUAUCACAUUAUUAUGAAGAAGCAGAAUCUCAUCCGGGUCCUUGCUCCGCCCGAGCGACCACUCCUUAUUCAGAAACGUCUGCUCCAGCAGGUGGGUUACGAGGACAAAGAUCGCAUUGAAGACGUCGGCCGCGAAGACAAUACGUAUCUUUGCCGCUUUAUGUUCUUGUCUGCCAAAGAAAGUGACUUCCAUUCGAGAACAGCAGACUUGACUGUAUCUCGAACGCAAAAGCUCAACUACGUCGAUUUGUCUGGUCGCAACCUUAUUACGAUACCUAUCUCUCUCUACUCAAAAGCAGCUGAUAUCAUCUCGCUCAACCUGUCUCGAAAUUUGUCGUUGGAUGUCCCAAGGGAUUUCAUCCAGUCCUGCAAGCAUCUGCGCGACAUCAAGUUCAAUAAUAACGAGGCCAGAAGACUCCCGCCGAGUCUGAGCCGCGCUAGCAAGCUUACCUAUCUUGAUGUCUCAAACAACCGGGUCGAGCAACUUGAACAUGCUGAGCUAGAGACGUUGAAGGGAUUGCUGAAGAUGAACCUCGCAAAUAAUCGCCUGAAGCACUUGCCCUCGCACUUUGGCGAAUACAAGGCAUUGAGAAGUCUCAAUAUUUCCUCCAACUUUCUGGAAAAGUUUCCUACAUUCUUAUGUCACCUGUAUAGUCUUGUCGAUCUCGAUCUCAGUUUCAAUACCAUCGGUAGCCUCCCCGAAGAUAUUGGUCUGCUCAAGAACCUGGAGAAGCUGCUCAUCACGAACAACAGACUUUCGCACCAAGUGCCUAGUUCGUUUAAAGAUAUGAUGAGUCUACGUGAACUUGACAUCAAGUACAACGGCAUCACAUCCAUCGACAUCAUUUCGGAGCUUCCCAAAUUGGAGAUCCUCUAUGCCGACCAUAACGCUAUAUCAGCCUUUACUGGAAAAUUCGAACGUCUUCGCCAGCUGAAGCUAAACUCGAAUCCGCUUAAUAAGUUCGAGCUUACACAAACCCUGCCGACUUUGAAGACCCUGAACCUCUCCAACGCCCAGCUAGCAAGUAUCGAUGCUACAUUCAUCCAUAUCCCCAACUUAGAGCACCUGAUUCUGGAUAAAAACUACUUCGUCUCAUUGCCCGUACAGAUCGGGACAUUGCUCAAGUUGGAACAUUUCAGUAUUGCCAAUAACUCUGUUGGAGAAUUGCCACCACAAAUUGGCUGCCUUACAGAGCUCCGGGUUCUCAACGUGCGCGGAAACAAUAUUUCCAAGCUUCCAAUGGAAAUAUGGUGGGCGAAGCGACUUGAGACCUUCAAUGCCUCCUCCAACGUCCUUGAGCACUUCCCGAAACCGGCAUCACGCCCCCCUCGGGUUCCCGGAGAAGAACCCCAGCUUCCUACGCCCAUGUCAAACGGGAAGCCCUCGCUCUUGGUGGGAUCAUUAUCUUCAACUGGAAGCAGUGAGGAAUUGUCCGAUGAGAGAAGGCCUAGCCAAACAUCGAGUACUCUGCUCAGCGUUGGGCCAUCUCCGGUUCAAGAUAGGAAGAGCUCCGUGGUGUCUGUCUAUGGAAAAGGCGGACGGAAGACUUCAGUGGUUUCUAGGUCGACGUCACAGAAUACGCUUGCAACCACACCGCCGCCUACAUCGGCCCCUCCGACUAGCAGAAAGGAUUCGAGCUUAUCCUCAAGACUCACCUCGACUUUUGCGGGAUCGCUGCGAUAUCUUUAUCUCGCCGAUAAUCGCCUUGAUGAUGACGUUUUUGACCAAAUAACAUUGCUUGCUGAACUUCGCGUGUUGAACCUGUCAUACAAUGAUGAAAUUACGGAUAUGCCUCAGAGAUCAAUCAAGAGCUGGCCACAGCUGGUAGAACUCUAUCUUUCCGGAAGCCAGCUGGCUAGCUUACCUGCUGAUGACUUGGAAGAGUCGAGUCUCCUGCAAACACUUUACAUCAACGGAAAUAGGUUCACGAACCUGCCAGCUGAUAUCUCGAGGGCAAAGAAGCUCGCCGUUCUCGACUGUGGUAAUAAUUAUCUCAAGUACAAUAUUUCCAACGUGCCGUACGAUUGGAAUUGGAAUCUCAAUCCCAACCUGCGAUACCUCAACUUAUCUGGCAACAAACGACUGGAAAUCAAACAGACAACAUGGGCGGGACAGGGUAUGCCUGGACCAGGUGACGUGGACCGCGAACAGUACACCGACUUCAGCCGGUUGUUGAAUCUCAGGGUUCUUGGGCUGAUGGAUGUCACACUGACACAGCCCAGCAUUCCAGACCAGAGUGAGGAUCGCCGAGUGCGAACAUCUGGCUCCCUGGCAGGUCAUCUCCCAUAUGGUAUGGCAGAUACGCUUGGCAAGAAUGAGCAUCUAUCAACCGUAGACCUGGUUGUUCCUCGUUUCAAUGCCUCAGAGAUUGAAAUGCUCCUUGGUCUUUUUGAUGGACAGGCUCUCUCUAGCGGAGGCUCGAAAAUUGCCAAGUAUUUGCACGAGAACUUUGGAAAUGUCUUCACCCAAGAGCUCAAAGCACUAAAGACUAGGCAAAACGAAACCCCCGCAGAUGCUCUUCGUCGAGCAUUCCUGGCUGUGAACAAGGAUCUUGUAACAGUUUCCAUUCAGCACACCGAAGAUCGCCCUAGAACGACGCAUCGAUCCGCCUCUCAGCCGCUCGUGCUGAGCAAAGAGGACCUUACCUCGGGUGGUGUUGCUACCGUGGUCUAUCUACAGGGAACCGAGCUCUACGUGGCCAAUGUCGGAAACGUCCAGGCCAUGCUAAUUCAAACGGACGGCACGCAUAAGAUCCUGACCCGUAAGCAUGAUCCUGCUGAGCCGUCCGAACGGUCCAGAAUUCGUGAAGCCGGAGGUUGGGUCUCCCGAAAUGGUAGACUGAAUGAUACGUUGGAAGUGUCUCGAGCUUUUGGCUACAGCCAUCUCAUGCCUAUAGUUCAAGCUGCUCCACAUGUCAGCAAUAUGACCAUUAGGGAUACCGACGACAUCAUUCUGAUGGCUACUAGGGAGCUUUGGGAGUAUCUCUCGCCCGGGCUUGUUACGGAUAUUGCUAGGGCUGAAAGAGGAGACCUCAUGCGAGCCGCGCAAAAGUUGCGCGACCUCGCCAUGGCCUAUGGCGCUUCGGGGAAGAUCAUGGUGAUGAUGAUUAGCGUCGCAGACAUCAAGAGGCGAAUGGAACGUUCGCGACUCCACCGCGGCACGAGUAUGUCACUCUAUCCUUCAGGCGUUCCUGAUGAAGCGCAGGCCUUGUCAACAAGGAGAGGUCGCAAGGCCAAAGGAGAUGUUUUGGACUCAUCACUCGGUCGUUUGGAAGCGGAGAUUCCUGCCCCGACAGGUAAUGUCUCAAUCGUCUUCACCGAUAUCAAGAAUUCAACGACACUAUGGGAGAUGUAUCCUAGUGCUAUGAGAUCAGCCAUCAAGUUACACAACGAACUCAUGAGACGUCAGUUACGACGGAUCGGUGGAUACGAAGUCAAAACGGAAGGUGAUGCCUUCAUGGUUUCGUUCCCGACAGCCACGUCAGCUCUGCUCUGGUGCUUCGCGGUCCAGUUGGGUCUGUUGGAUGUUAGCUGGCCUUCCGAAGUGUUGGGAUCUGUUUCAGCGCAGCAGAUCGCAGACAAGGAUGAUAAUGUCAUCUUCAAGGGUCUUUCCGUUCGAAUGGGCAUUCAUUAUGGUGACUGCGUGAGCGAGACGGAUCCUGUAACGCGUCGGAUGGACUAUUUUGGCCCCAUGGUCAAUAAGGCAGCGAGAAUUUCAGCUGUGGCAGAUGGUGGGCAGAUCACAGUGUCGUCGGAUUUCAUCUCUGAAAUCCAGCGCUGUUUGGAAAAUUACCAAGAUGUCGACCGAAGCGGCUCUACGCCAACACCCGAAGACGCUUUUGAGGAUGAGUCGUUUGCCAAUUCUAUUAGGAAGGAUCUUCGAUCUCUAACCUCACAGGGGUUUGAAGUAAAAGAAAUGGGAGAGAAGAAGUUGAAAGGUCUCGAGAACCCCGAAAUGGUCUAUUCUCUCUAUCCCCACGCACUUGCUGGUCGUAUCGAGUAUCACCAAGCGUUUGAGCGGCGUGAAGAAAUUGGCGGUGACAAACCGGCAACUCUCCGUCCUGGGACAGCAGACGAGCUGAAACCCGAAAUGGUCUGGGAGCUUUGGAGAGUCAGUUUACGUCUUGAAAUGCUUUGCAGCACGCUAGAAACCGUUCGAGGACCCGGGCUGCAGCCUCCCGAGACAGAGCUGAUCGAGAGGAUCAAAGCACGGGGAGGUGAAGUGACUGAGAAAUUCCUUUAUAACUUCAUGGAGCAUCAAGUUAGCAGGAUAGAGACCUGUGUCUCUACACUCGCUAUGAGGCACCUAGCCAGAGGCGAAGGGGUGUUGCGAGAACUCAACGACCUGCGCGGCCCAAUGGCAUCCAUCCUGGACUAUUUUGUUCAGCAGAAGAGGGAGCUUGAAAGAUACAAAGACAAGUACGGUGAUCUUUCUGACUCUGACAACGGAGUCGAAGAACUACAGAGCGAGGAGGCAAGCGACACGAUGUUCACCAAUGACCAAAGCAGCGAGUUUGAGCAGGAUUAG
Messenger RNA from Clonostachys byssicola, 6444 nucleotides. NCBI's taxonomy places the organism in Eukaryota, Fungi, Ascomycota, Sordariomycetes, Hypocreales, Bionectriaceae. The record is from the annotation of a GenBank genome assembly.